Messenger RNA from Austrofundulus limnaeus, 968 nucleotides. RefSeq names its product mesenteric estrogen dependent adipogenesis (gene medag). Bases 259 to 873 code for a protein of 204 amino acids. The transcript is spliced from 7 exons. The record is from RefSeq and is a predicted model, not a curated record. Lineage: Eukaryota; Metazoa; Chordata; Actinopteri; Cyprinodontiformes; Rivulidae.
GUAUUUACAUUUCCUUAUGCAUUUCUGCCUCAUUAAGCAAAUAAGGUGGUAAUGCUGUGCAGGAGAGAGCUGAGCGAAGAAGGACCGCCCAGCUUAUUUGCAAAUUUUAGAUUAAUGUCUGGAAGACCGACUGAGACUGGUGGAGACCAUCAAAACAAAUGAGUCAUCCAUCUCUCCACAAAAGACUAAAAACAAACCGGUUGACCUGGACCAUUAAACAGCAGCAGCUGGAGCUGCAGGAACUCACAGCGCGGCAGGAUGACGGUAGGAGCGACGCUCGGCAGCCGGGUGACGGUGACAGAAGUCGGGGAGUUUCUGAAAAGCCCUCCGGACGGUUUCUGCGUGGAGCGGCUCGGCUCGUCCGGUUACCGCGUUCAGAACGACGAGGACAAAAACCUGGUUCUCAUAGACGACUUCCAGUCCAGCAGCGGGAGGAUAGUUUUCCAUAACUCACUGGGGAGAAAAGUGAAAAUGCAGAAUUUAUGGGAGUACAGCCGCGUGAGGAAGAGUCUGCUGUCCAAGAGGAUUUACCUCACAGUGAGCAACAAGAAGGAACUAAACCAUCUCAAAGCUGUCCAGAGGCAGUACGUGGUGUCAGUCGAUGGUGGGGACCCUUUCAUCCGGUGGCAGCUGGAGAGGGGUCUGGACUGGACCAUCUCCUCCGUGGCCGGGGAGAGCUACAGGGUGGACGUGGACCUGACUGAAGCUCUGGAGAGCUUGGUCGUCCCAGAGGAGCCGAAGCAGAAACCAGUGUGGAGGGACGCCUCCUUCACCCUCAAAUAUUACUCUGACGCCCUCUUUGACUUCCCACACUGGUUUGGCUUCAGCAAAAGAACAUUUAAGCUGAGGCUGAUGAAAAACAGCUGUGGAUGAAAACCAAAAAGAAGAGUUCGUCUUCAACGUUUUCUCAUCAGUACACGAACCAGUUGAAGCGUCAAGCAAUUUAGCUGCAAAAAAAAAAAAAAAAA